Molecule: messenger RNA, 1887 nt
Organism: Spinacia oleracea (spinach)
Lineage: Eukaryota; Viridiplantae; Streptophyta; Magnoliopsida; Caryophyllales; Amaranthaceae
Product: aspartic proteinase nepenthesin-1
Exons: 1
Coding region: 323-1690 (455 amino acids)
Biological process (GO): proteolysis
Cellular component (GO): extracellular region
Molecular function (GO): aspartic-type endopeptidase activity
Source: RefSeq, a predicted model, not a curated record
GAUUUUAUGUACAUAUAGUUGCACAAUCUUAGUCUUCAUUCUCAUUUUUCCUAACCACCAAACCAACAAUACUUCCAUGAAGUUGUGAAGUCCUUUCUUAUUUUUUAAUUACUUGCCUAGUUAAUUAUUAUCAUUUCUCAUUUUCAAGUAGGUUAAUGACUCUCCUAGUCAUCUCCUCAAAUAUGGUUCUUCCCUAAAUUCUCUUUCCUAUAUUUUUUGAUGUUCUAGACCAUUUCCUUAAUUUCCAAUUUAUUUAAAUACCCCUCUAUAUAUCUUCCUAAGUAAAGCAUAGUAAUUAGUACAAUCCUCUCUAUACUUCAAUAUGACCCUUUAUUCCAUGCAUUAUUUGCUUAAAUUUACACUACUUUCAUUAGCUUCACUAUAUUUUUUUGUUGAACCUGUUUUCUCUACCUCUAGAAGGGCCCUAGAUCAAGUCAAACCGACCCAAAUAGGCUUUCGGGUUGCCCUCAAACACGUCGAUCAUGGGUCAAACUACACCAAAUUCGAGCGGAUCCAACGGGGCAUCAACCGGUCAAAGACUAGAAUAGAAAAGAUGAAUGCAAUGGUCUUGGCUUCAAAUUUGGGCACCUAUGAUGUUGAAUCAAGAGUCCAUCCAGGUAACGGUGAGUUUUUAAUGAAUGUUGCUAUAGGAACCCCGCCUAACCCGUUUUCAGCGAUAAUGGAUACGGGUAGUGAUUUGGUUUGGACCCAAUGUAAGCCUUGUGAUGAAUGUUUUGAUCAAUCCACACCCAUAUUUGACCCAUCUCAAUCUUCCACUUUUUCUAAAGUGUCUUGUUCUAGUGACCUUUGUCAAGCCCUUCAUUCAUCUACAUGCCAAGAUGGGUGCCAAUAUAUGUACACAUAUGGGGACUACUCCUCAACCCAAGGGAUUCUAGCCACCGAGACGUUUACGUUUGGAGGGUCCGACAAAGUGUCGGUCCCGAACAUUGGGUUCGGGUGCGGGGCGGACAACGAGGGUAAUGGAUUCAACCAAGGUGCUGGCUUAAUUGGGUUGGGUCGUGGCCCAUUAUCCUUAGUUUCACAACUAAAUGAGCCCACAUUUUCUUAUUGCUUAACCUCAAUUGAUGGGUCCAAAACUAGCACACUAUUGAUGGGAUCCCUAGCUAGUGCCAACUCUACAUUAUCGGCUAGUAACUCUAAAGCAACAAAUGUCAUGACCACCCCACUACUCCACAACCCAUCACAACCCUCAUUCUAUUAUCUUAACCUUGAAGGGAUUAGUGUGGGGUCAACUCAUUUGUCCAUUAAGAAAGACCUUUUUACCCUUAGUGAUGACGGGACUGGUGGGAUGAUUAUUGACUCGGGAACUACAAUAACCUAUUUGGAGGAAAGCGCUUUUGACCAAGUGAAGAAGGCUUUCACCUCACAAAUGAAACUCCAAUUGGAUGAUUCAGGCUCAACCGGGCUUGACCUAUGCUUCAAAUUGCCUAAGGAUACAACGACUUUGAAGGUCCCGAAAUUUGUUUUCCACUUCAAGGAGGCGGAUUUGGACUUACCUAGUGAGAAUUACAUGAUCGGGGAUUCAAACAUGGGAAUAUUAUGCUUAGCAAUGGGGAAAUCAAGUGGAAUGUCCAUCUUUGGUAAUGUUCAACAACAAAACAUGAUGGUUGUCCAUGAUCUUGCAAAGGAGACACUAUCUUUUGUUCCUACACAAUGUGAUGCAUUAUGAUCAUCUUGCAUAUAUGCAUGAUCAUGAAUUCUUGUAAUUAUGAGUUAGUUUAUGGUUUUAUAUAGUUUCCAUGAAAUUAAAACCAAAUUGCUUCAUUAAAUUGUAUCCUUGGUAAGAGUAAAAGUGAUAUUGGCCAUCAUAUUACAUACAAGUAUAUGUCAAAUUGUCAAAAAUUCUUUCAUCUAUCAACUUUUUUC